Messenger RNA from Eremothecium cymbalariae DBVPG#7215, 1452 nucleotides. RefSeq names its product citrate (Si)-synthase CIT2 (gene CIT2). The record is from RefSeq and is a predicted model, not a curated record. The transcript has a single exon. Gene Ontology annotation, biological process: tricarboxylic acid cycle; citrate metabolic process; carbohydrate metabolic process. Lineage: Eukaryota; Fungi; Ascomycota; Saccharomycetes; Saccharomycetales; Saccharomycetaceae. Gene Ontology annotation, cellular component: mitochondrial matrix. Bases 1 to 1452 code for a protein of 483 amino acids.
AUGAAAGCAGUCGGAUCGGCGAGCACGCGCGGAGUUUCUAGGCGUAUUAAAGGUGUUCUGGCGGGAGGCGUAGGAGGAGGUAGAGUUGGGCUGGGUAGACUGCCAUUGUUGGUGCGUGAAUACAGCAACGGGGAGAAGAGUCUAAAGGAGCGGUUUGCGGAGGUGUUUCCAAGCAAGGCGGAGGAGAUCAAACAAUUUAAAAAGCAACAUGGGAAGGUGGCUAUUGGUCAGGUAUUGUUAGAGCAGGCGUACGGCGGUAUGCGCGGGAUUCCCGGGAUUGUUUGGGAAGGGUCUGUGUUAGAUCCUCAUGAAGGGAUCCGCUUUAGGGGUAGGACAAUUGCGGAGAUUCAGCAGGAGCUUCCAAAGGCGGCGGAUGGUCAAGAGCCGUUGCCGGAGGCAUUGUUUUGGUUAUUGUUGACGGGAGAGGUUCCUACGGAGACGCAGGCGAAGGCAUUAUCUGCAGAUUUGAUGUCGCGUUCCGAGUUGCCGGAGCAUGUUAUUCGUUUAUUGGACGGGUUGCCAAAGGAUUUGCAUCCCAUGGCGCAAUUUUCUAUUGCUGUGACGGCGUUAGAGUCGGAGUCUAAGUUUGCAAAGGCUUAUGCUCAGGGGGUGGCAAAGAAGGACUACUGGAACUAUACGUUUGAGGAUUCUUUGGAUUUGUUGGGGAAGUUGCCUGUGAUUGCUUCGAAGAUUUAUCGGAAUGUGUUCAAAGACGGCAAAAUAGGCGCUGUUGAUCCUAAUGCGGAUUACGGUAAGAAUCUGGGGCAUUUGUUAGGGUUUCAGAAUAAGGAGUUUGUGGAUUUGAUGCGGUUGUAUUUGUCUGUGCAUUCGGACCAUGAGGGUGGUAAUGUUUCAGCGCAUACUACACAUUUGGUUGGUUCUGCGUUGUCUUCGCCAUAUUUAUCGUUUGCUGCGGGGAUGAACGGGUUGGCGGGUCCUUUACAUGGACGUGCUAACCAGGAGGUUUUGGAGUGGUUGUUUAAGUUGCGUGAGGAGGUUAAGGGCGAUUAUUCCAAGGAGACCAUCGAGGCUUAUUUGUGGAAUACUUUGAAGUCAGGGCGGGUUAUUCCUGGUUAUGGGCAUGCAGUGUUGAGGAAGACCGACCCACGGUAUACUGCGCAGCGUGAGUUUGCUUUGAGGCAUUUCCCUGAUUACGAUUUGUUCAAGUUGGUUUCUGCGGUUUAUGAGGUAGCGCCCGGUGUGUUACAGCAACAUGGUAAGACUAAGAACCCUUGGCCUAAUGUGGAUUCCCAUUCGGGUGUUCUUUUGCAGUACUACGGUUUAACUGAGGGUUCUUUCUACACUGUGUUGUUUGGUGUUUCCAGAGCAUUUGGUGUUUUGCCUCAGUUGAUUAUUGAUAGGGCUGUUGGUACUGCAAUUGAGAGACCAAAGUCGUUUAGUACUGAGAAGUUUAAGGAGUUGGUUGCUAAGAUUACGGCAACAAGCUCUUGA